Phasianus colchicus (ring-necked pheasant) is the source of this 1241-nucleotide messenger RNA. Lineage: Eukaryota; Metazoa; Chordata; Aves; Galliformes; Phasianidae. The record is from RefSeq and is a predicted model, not a curated record.
CCCCGUUCUGCCCCCCCCCAGCUCCCCAAUUUCCUGCUGAAGGUCCCCGACUACGGGCUGUAUUCCCACGACGUGGAGUUCAUCAACCACCACCUCCGGCUGCACACGCGGGGCCGCGUGCUUUACCAGCUGGCCGUGUCGCUGUGCCGGGCCGCGGUUUGGGGUUAUUUUGCCGGGGUCCGUUUGGAGGUGCUGGCGCUGACGAGGCACCCGGAGCUGGGCUGCAUCCGCGCCCGCUGGCGUCUGGUCGGGGUUCCCUUCCACCUCUGCCUGCUCCGCUUCUACCGCCGUGACAAACGGGACCUGCUCAGGUCAGCCGACGGCUCGUCACCUUUGUCACCUCCCUGUCACCUCUGCGUCCCCGUCGGCACCACUGAGCCGGGGUUGUCACCGUGCCUGUUGCCCCCGUUUGUCACCGUUGUGCCCAUUGUCACCUCUGUGUCCGCAUUGUUAACGUGACCCCAUUGUCACCACGUCCCCACUGUCCCCAUUGUCACCUCUGUGUCCCCAUUUGUCACCAUUGUCACCUCUGUGUCCCUACUGUCACCUCUGUGUCCCCAUUUGUCGCCUCUGUGUCCCCAUUUGCCCCCAUUGUCACCUCUGUGUCCCCAUUUGUCCCCACUGUCCCCACUGUCACCUCUGUGUCCCCAUUUGUCACCACUGUCACCUCUGUGUCCUCAUUUGUCACCUCUGUCCACACUGUCAACGCGACCCUAUUUUCACCACAUCCCCACUGUCCCCAUUUGUCACCACUGUCCCCACUGUCACCUCUGUGUCCCCAUUUGUCCCAAUUGUCACCUCUGUGUCCCCAUUUGUCACCAUUGUUGCUUCUGUGUCCCCAUUUGUCACCACUGUCCCCAUUUGUCGCCUCUGUGUCCCCAUUUGUCCCCAUUUGUCACCUCUGUGUCCCCAUCUGUCACCACUGUCCCCACUGUCAUCUCUGUCCCCAUUUGUCACCAUUGUCACCUCUGUGUCCCCAUUUGUUGCCUCUGUGUCCCCAUUUGUCACCAUUGUCGCUUCUGUGUCCCCGUUUGUCACCACUGUCACCUCUCUGUCCCCAUUGUUGCCUCUGUGUCCCCAUUUGUCACCACUGUCCCCACUGUCACCUCUGUGUCCCACUGUCAACGUGACCCCAUUGUCACCACAUCCCCACUGUCCCCAUUUGUCCCCAUUGCCCCCACUGUCACCUCUGUGUCCCCAUUUGUUGCCUAUGUGUCGUCUCCGUGUCCCCAUUGUCCCCA